Molecule: messenger RNA, 2129 nt
Organism: Cajanus cajan (pigeon pea)
Lineage: Eukaryota; Viridiplantae; Streptophyta; Magnoliopsida; Fabales; Fabaceae
Source: RefSeq, a predicted model, not a curated record
UCAUUUUUUGAAUUUUGAAACCAAUAAUACUAGGUAGAAGCGAAUAAUUCUGGAGAAUAAUAUCGUGUCAAGUGUCAACCAUGGUUAAGGCAAGAGGAACAUGUCACCCCUUUCAUCAUCACCUCCUAUUUUAAAGCGUUGCUAUUGUCUUUCUCGGUGUAAUCAUCUGACUUUAUUCAAUUUCUUAAUUACUUUGCCAUAAUAAGAUUCACAGCUUCAACAAGAAAUUUCAUCUCUGUGAGUUUUGCUAGGCCAAGUCUUCUUUUCAAACAUGCCUCCUUUCUUCAUCUUUUCCUUUCAUUCUUCACCUUUUUAGUCCAUCAUAAUAUCCCCAUCUUAAUCAUCCUGAUUCACUAUAUUGGUUUGUUUCUACCCUUAAUCUCUCAUAACCCACCUCUGCUAGAGGAUCUUUCAAAUUUCAAUAGGACUUCUACAAAUAUAGGCUUCUCUUUUUCCUUUCGUUGUUGUUUGGCAUCUACCUAAGAUUUUCUCAGGUAUUGUACACUGAAAAACAAAAGUAUCUUAUGUUUCUUAACUGGUGAAGACAAAUAUUUCUAUGGGGACUAAUAGGCAGGAGCAUGAAAUUUCAGACGGAGGAUCUGAGGUAACAUAUCAUGAGAUGGUAGAAAAUGAAAUCACAGACACUCACAAAGUUCCAACACACAAAUUAAUAAGUGAGAGCUGCAAAUCAAACAGUAUGGUUAUAAAGAAACGGCAUGCAUUGAUUCCAGCUCAUAUCAUAGCUGAAGCCAUAUCAACUAUCCCUGAUCUUGACAUUAGAUGGUCAGGUCCAAUCACACAGAAAGAAAUGGAAUAUGUUGAACAGUAUGUCCUAGCAAAGUAUCCAGAAUAUGCAGGCCUCAUUGAAGAAGAUGGAAAUGGGAUGAUAGACUUGUCUAGCUUUAUCAUCUAUGAGGAGCCUUCAGAGCCCUUGAUGGAUGAAAGGGGAAAGUCACCAAGAGAGUCUUCUGCAUAUUUGUUUGGUGCUAACAUCCCUGAAAUGGAUAGGGCCAAGAUUCAGUUGGAGCCAUCAAGAUUGCUAGACAUUCUCAACAAGAAAUCCUCAUUUCCUGGAAGCUUCAUCUCUAUCCCAGAAAUUCAAGCAAGGAACAAGGUUUUGAGGCAUUAUGGUUUGCCUGAUGCUGAGUAUUUGGUUCUCUUCACACCAAGCUACAAGGAUGCUAUGAUGUUGGUGGGAGAAAGUUACCCUUUUGUUAAGGGGAACUACUACAUGACCAUUCUUGAUCAGGAAGAGGACUAUAUCAGGGAAUUUGCUUCUUUUAAGGAGUCAAAGGUGAUCUCAGCACCCAAGACUUGGUUGGAUUUGAGGAUCAGUGGAUCUCAGCUGAGCCAAAACUUCAGGAGGAGGUGCAAGAUCAGUUCAAAAGGCUUGUUCUCUUAUCCGGUUGAUGCAAAUGGAACAAUGCAUUGGAUUUCUGAGGCUCAUAGGAACAAUUGGCAUGUUCUGCUUGAUGCAUCUGCCUUGGUGGUGGGAAAGGAUCGGCCACAUCUUCUUGCACUUCACCGGCCGGAUUUUGUGAUCUGUAGUCUUGACAACACUCACUCAAAUCCUUCAAGAAUCACUUGCCUCUUGGUGAGAAAGAAAUCCUUUGAGAUCUCAGCUGCUUCAUCUCAGGUAGUCGAAUGAGUCAUAACUCAUAAGGAGUACUUGUUUAUGAUUUUAACUACAAAACAAUUAGCAAGGGGACAAAGUUUUCAUGCACUACUUAAGUGGUUUUUCUCUUAUCAGAAUUGAAAUUUCACCUAAAUACCUUAUGUUAAUCUUUAACACAAACUUUUGCUGUAUGGAUUAGUGAAGUGAAAUUUCAAUUCUGAUUGGAGAACCAUAUCAUAAAUGCUUAAGAAGCUGCAUCUAAAUUUUGUACUCAGCAAAAUUGGUAUCAUGGACUAUGAGAAGCCAUGAAUUUUCCUGGCGUAGUUGUAGAUUGAAUAAAUUAACACCUGCAUAUAUAAGACCACUUAUUACUGGUUGGAGCGCAUUAAGAAUUUAUAAAUCCUAAUCAUCUGGUUUGUUUGUAACUUAUAUGAUUAAUUAUCUUAGUUUGGUAAGUUAUUUCUGCCAAACCCAUUUUUUCCAUAUUAGUCAAUUGGUUUUGAAGGAUUUUAAA